This is a messenger RNA of Rhizoctonia solani, 2679 nucleotides long. RefSeq names its product Retrotransposable element Tf2 protein. Bases 1 to 2679 code for a protein of 892 amino acids. Gene Ontology annotation, biological process: DNA integration. Gene Ontology annotation, molecular function: nucleic acid binding. The transcript is spliced from 4 exons. The record is from RefSeq and is a predicted model, not a curated record. Lineage: Eukaryota; Fungi; Basidiomycota; Agaricomycetes; Cantharellales; Ceratobasidiaceae.
AUGAAAUCAUCAGCCAAGGAAUGGGUUGAGUGUUGCCCAAUAUGUCAAUCCAACCAACAAACCCGCGCACCAGUAAUUGCCCUGAAACCCCUAGAAGUCCCGCCUUACCCAUUCCACAGCAUAUCAUACAACUUCAUCACCGGGUUUCCCAAGUCCCAGGGUUACGACGCUAUCCUUGUGGUCAUUGACUCCUUCUCCAAGUUUGGCCACUUCAUCCCCACUUUGAAGAAGGUCUCAGCAAAAGGACUAGCGGACCUGUUCAUUACGCAUGUCUGGAAACUUCACGGACUCCCAAUUAAAACCGUCUCUGACCAUGGCACUACAUUCACUGGGAAAUUCCUAAGGGCGCUUUAUCAAAGACUAGGAAUCAAACCAUCCUUCUCCUCCGCCUACCAUCCGGAAUCAGACGGUCAGACGGAAAGGGUGAACCAGUUCAUUGAAUUCUACCUUAGGUCAUACGUUACAGCCAAUCAUUCUGACUGGUCCAGUUGGCUCCCCUUGGCAGAAUACGCAUAUAAUAACGCCAAACAUGCUGCCACAGGGAAAACACCGUUUGAAUUGGUCUAUGGGAGGAAUCCAGUAAUGAAUCCGUCAAACGUCCCCUCAAAUGUUCCAGAAGCAGACCAAGUAGCAGACACCCUAGCCAAGGAAUGGAAGGAAGCGGAAUCAGCCCUGAGAAUGAUCUGGUUAGAUGGAAAAAACGUGGAGCUCAGAACAAACUCCAACAAACUGGACCCCAAGAGACUAGGACCAUUUGAGGUCACAGAAAAAAUCUCCAGUCAUGCGUACCACCUGAAACUUCUGGAAACCCUGAAAAUCCACAAUGUGUUCUAUGUGGGAUUAUUGUCCAAGGCGCAUGAAUCUCCAAGUCAACCCUUCCCAGAACGUCCCCCUCCGGAAACAAUUGAAGGGGAAGAAGAAUAUGAGUUGGCGUACAACACCAACUAUGACACGCACAAUAAAGAACUGUUGGCCAUCAUCAAGGCAUUGGAAGAAUGGCAGAUCUUCUUAGAAGCAACGGACAAACCCAUUCAAGUGUUCACGGACCAUUGGAAUCUAGAGUAUUGGAUGCAGGCUAGAACCUUUAACCGCAGACAUGCUAGAUGGCGUGUUUUCCUAAGCAACUUCAACUUUGAAAUCCACUAUUGCCCAGGGAAACAGUUGGGAAAACUGGAUGCUCUCUCCAGAAGAUCUGACUACACUGAUGUGCCACCAGAAUCAGAAGUCAUGCUGCCCACGGAAGUCUUUGCCAACACAUCCAAGGAAGAGCUGGAAAUUGUCACGGAUAUACGUGCCAAAUUGAAAGAAGAUCCCUCCUUGGAACCAAUCAUCCAGUUCUUGACAGAAGAUGCCAACAAUGCACCACCAUCUAUCCAAAAAGCCUAUCAAGACUAUGACUGGGAAGAAGAAUUACUGUGGUACCGGGGAAAACUUGUAGUUCCAGACUCAGAGCCCUUGAAGGAACGGCUCCUCAGGGAAUUCCAUGACUCACCACUGGCAGGACACCCAGGACAACAACGCACCUUGGAAUUGCUUAGCAGGAACUACUGGUGGCCAGGGAUGAAGUCCUCUGCAAAAGAAUGGGUAGAAUGUUGCCCUACCUGCCAAGCAAACCGUUGCGCCCACGCCCCAGUCAUAUCUUUGAAACCUCUAGAUGUUCCUCCUUUCCCAUUCCACACCAUUUCCUACAACUUUAUUACAGGAUUCCCAAGUCAGAAGGACAUGAUGCAAUCCUGGGUAACAGCCAAGGGGCUAGCAAACCUCUUUGUCACUCACAUUUGGAAACUUCAUGGACUCCCAGUCAGAACCAUCUCAGACCAAGGGACAACAUUUACCAGGAAAUUCCUCAGGGCCCUUUACCAACGGCUGGGAAUCAAUCCAUCCUUUUCCUUGGCUUAUCACCCGGAAUCAGACAGACAGACCAAACGCGUCAACCAGUUUAUUGAGUUCUACCUGAGAUCAUAUAUAGCAGCAGACCACUUGGACUGGGCCAGAUGGUUGCCACUUGCGGAAUACACUUAUAACAAUGCAAAGCACUCUGCCACCGGAAAAACCCCGUUCAAACUAGUCUAUGGGAGGAACCCUGUAAUGAACCCAUCAAUGGUACCAGCCAAUGUCCCAGAAGCAGAUACAGUGGCAGACACACUGGCCCAAGAAUGGAAAGAAGCCAAGUCAGCCCUCAGAAUGAGCAAGGAACGGAUGUCCAGGAACCUAGGGACAGUACCGGAGUAUUCAGUAGGCAAGGAGGUUUGGCUAGAUGGGAAGAAUGUGGAGCUCAGAACCAACUCAAACAAACUGGACCCCAAACAACUUGGCCCUUUCAAAGUCAUAGAGAAGAUCUCCAGCCACGCCUACCAUCUGGAAUUACCCAAAACCCUGAAAAUCCAUGACAUAUUCUAUGUUGGAUUGUUGUCCAAAAGCCACAAGUCACCAAGCCAGCCCUUUCCAGAAAGACCCCCACCUGAGACAAUAGAGGGGGAGGAAGAAUACAAAGUUGAACAGAUCAUUGACUCCAAGCAACUACGGGGAAAAUGGUUCUACUUAAUAAAAUGGAAGGGUUACGGUCUGGAAGACAAUUCCUGGGAACCAGAAGAACUGUUGGAUCACAGCCAAGAAGAGAUCAAGCAAUUCAACCAAGCUAGACUCAGAAAGGCUUGUGACACUGCCAAGAGCCUUUAA